Molecule: messenger RNA, 1036 nt
Organism: Coccomyxa subellipsoidea C-169
Lineage: Eukaryota; Viridiplantae; Chlorophyta; Trebouxiophyceae; Coccomyxaceae
Product: NADPH-dependent FMN reductase
Exons: 5
Coding region: 1-684 (227 amino acids)
Molecular function (GO): oxidoreductase activity
Source: RefSeq, a predicted model, not a curated record
AUGAAAGAAGAGGCAAAGGCAGAUCCCUUGAGGGUCUUGGUCCUCCAUGGCUCGAUGAGGAAACGCUCCUAUUCUCGGUUGUUGGCUCUGGAAUUCGCAAGGAUUUUGGAGUUCAUAGGCGCAGACGUCAGGUUCUUCGAUCCAGAAGGCCUGCCCAUCAAAGAUGACGUGUCUGAGGGACAUGAAAAGGUGAAGGAGCUGCGUGGGUUGAGUGAGUGGUCGGAGGCGCACGUGUGGGUGUGCCCGGAGCAGCACGGCACAAUCACGGCCGUGUUCAAGAACCAGAUCGACUGGAUCCCCCUCUCGCUCGGCUCUGUGCGGCCAUCCCAGGGCCGCACCCUCGCCAUUGCACAGGUGAACGGCGGCUCGCAGAGUUUUAACACAGUGAACACGCUGCGGGUGCUGGGCCGCUGGAUGCGAAUGAUCACCAUCCCCAACCAGUCCUCCGUGCCCAAGGCCUGGACCGAGUUCCAUGACGACGGCCGCAUGAAGGCCAGGAGCUACAGGGACAGGGUGGUUGACGUGGCAGAGGAGCUGUACAAGUUUUCCAUGCUGCUGCGCGGGCGCUCGGACUUCCUGGUCGACCGCUACAGCGAGCGCAAGGAGAAGCUCGAGAAGGGGCGCCUGCUCAGCCAGGCAGAAAAGGAGGCCGCCAAAAAGAAGGACGUUGCCGCCACCGGCUGAGCCCAUGCCGAGGAAAUUCAAAGGGGCCAGUCUCGAAUCGGUCUCAAAAUUCCCAGACAGAGGACGCAAUGGGGUGAAGUGGAGAGCAGCCAUGUUGGCGCUGUGGAGAAGGCACGCCUCAUUUUAAUCGAUGAAGAAGGAUGUGCCAGAGUGUUCGGUCACGGUGAGAAUUGUGCAGGUUGAGACUACAGGGACAAUCUCCGUAGAGCACUGAUAAUCUUAUUGUUGGGACAGACAUAUGAAGUAGGCACUGUGGAAUUCGUUGCUAGUACAUGCCGCACGUGAUGUGUUGGUAAGCAAUUGAUUAGAAGCGUUUCCCAAUAAGGAGCGUCUUGCUAUGGUAACCAUUUUU